Molecule: messenger RNA, 1712 nt
Organism: Polypterus senegalus (gray bichir)
Lineage: Eukaryota; Metazoa; Chordata; Cladistia; Polypteriformes; Polypteridae
Product: ATP-binding cassette sub-family G member 1-like
Exons: 3
Coding region: 83-505 (140 amino acids)
Source: RefSeq, a predicted model, not a curated record
UAAAAAAAAAAAAACACCACAGUGAGACGGAGGUUACUGAAGAAAGCAGGAAAAGAGAGAGAGAGAGAGAGAUAAGGCUCGCAUGGGAGAAAGCAGGCAGCUGAGAAGAGAGCCCACGAGGGGAGUGUUUGGCCAACAUUCAGUGGGGCUGAAGGGUACCAUCAUUACAGCGUGGACUGUGGAUGUUAUAAUGUGCAUCUUCAGUGGUUUUCUUGGCCAAUUUAAUGAGCUUCCCUCAUACGUGAGCUGGAUUACAUAUGUGUCCUUCAUAAGGUAUAGCUUUAGAGGAAUUGUAAUGUCCCUUUAUGGUAUGGAUCGUGCUGACCUGGAGUGUGCUGAGGGCAUCUGCCCACUACAGAAGCCUGAGACAAUUCUGAACGAGCACAAGAUUUAUGAGAAUGAGCUGGCAAUAGUCUUCACCGUGCUGGUCUUGUACUUCCUCUGCUUGCGUCUGGCAACGUAUUUCGUUCUGUGUUACAAGGUCCGGUCAUUGAGGAGAAAGUGAGAGCUUCCAAAUUGAAGUCCACUGGAGCACAAGAAUGGUCCACCUACAUCUGAAUGGAUCUUCACAAAGUACAAGUUUGAAUUGAUUUGCUUUCUCUGUUACACAUCCUGUGAAUGAACUGACUGCCUACAAGUGAUGCCACGUUCUGUUGAUGAAUGACACAUUAGUUGACAACUGGAGCCAUGAGAUUCUGACAUCUGUUGAGCUGUGGACUUCUGCCUUAUCAUGCAAGUUUAGAUUUAUGGACUAAUAGUUUCACUCAUUGAUUCACUAAAGAAUAGUGCAAAGUUUAUUUUCUGAGGCACAAAGUUUUUUUUUUUUUCUUUGAAAGUUAUUUUACAAUGAGUUUGCCUCCUUCUGUGACAUAUUAAGAAUGUUUAUCAAUAUUCAGUUGCAAAAUACAAUUUUCAUGAUUUAUACAUCAAUUACACAUAAAAAAAUGAUUGUGAUCUUCAACAAAGUCACAUAACAGACAAACACAAUCUGCUAAAACUAAUAAAGACACAAAUAAUUGUACUUCUGAACUUUCACAGUCCCAUCAGAGGGUUCAAGUCUAUUGAGUAACCGGUAGAACCUCCUUCAUGGUGGCGCCUUGCCGUAAGGAGACCAGCAUUCACACGUUCUCCUCAUGUCUGCCUGCUCCUGUGUCCUCCCACAGUCCAAAAACAUGCAGGGUAGGUGGAUUGGUAUUGCUGAAUUUAACCCUCUUGUGAAUCCUACCAGGGCUGUUUUUCCUGCCUUGUGCCCAGUGCUUGCUGGGAUAGACCCCUGCAAUUCUACCCUGGAUAGGUGAGUUAGGAAAUGGGAAGGAUGAACCCCCUUUACCAUCCGUAACUUGAACCAAAGAUUUCUUGGAGCUGCUGGUCCUCAGAGUUUUCUCCUCGCCACACAGUUUCAGCACAUUGAUUUUUGUGGGACUCCUUGCAUGGGUUUCUCCUUUUAGGUCAGGCCACAGAUGUCACCCCUGGACUGAGGUCUGGAUUCUAAACAUACAUUUCCUCCAUUGCCACCUUCCUGGUUGUGUUUGUCUGUUAUUGGAACUGAGAUCUAAUUUUAUUUGUCACAUGAAGUUAUACAUGAUGUACAAUAUUGUAGUGAGACACUCUAAACUUCUACUAAACUUCAAGACUGUGCAUUAAAGAAGAGUUUCAAACAAGAAUACAUGACUUAAUAAACAUAAAUGCACAUCAAUAAGAUAAAUGGCAGC